AUGCAGCAAAGCCCUCUGCAAAACUUCCAAGAACCUGUGAACUUGGAGUGAAUGGACCUGCCAAUGCUUAAAAAUCCAAACGAAUGGCAGUUUUCUCUUCAGCGUCUGCAUCUGCUUCAUCCAAACAGGUACUUCCACUCGUUCUAAAGCCCAAUUUCACCUCUCGCUUGUUCCAAUUUUCAUCCACCAACGGCUGCUCUCCAAUCUCUAAAACCCUAGUGCAUGAAAUCACAACAGCGUUUCACCAGGAAAAUCUCAGCCUCUUGGACUCCAAAACUCUAUCCAAAUUACGCCCCCACCACGUGGAACCCAUUCUUUUUCAUCUCCUCUCCAAACCCACUUCCGCUGUUCGGUUCUUCGAGUGGUCCGAGAAUGUUCUAGGGCUUAGCCACACGCUCGAGUCUUUUUGCGCUCUUGCCCAUGUGUUGCUCAGCAAGCGAAUCUUCGGUGCUGCUAGAUGGGUUUUCGAUAGAAUGGCUAGAAAAUUUAGGACUUCGGAUAUUGUAUGUGUGUUGUACAAGGGGUUGAGGCAUUACGGUUCGAACCCUAGCACGGUCUAUAGCUUAAUUGUUGAGCAUUACUGUAGCAAUGGGAUGAUUGAUCGGUCGGUUGAGGUAUUUUUUCGAUUGUCUGAAAUGGGUGUUCCAGUAUCACCAUAUGCGGUAUUCACAAUGUUGAGAUCUUUGGUGAGUUCCAAGAGCAUUGAUAGUAUUUUGGAUGUGUACGAGGUGAUAUGUAACGGGUCAGUAGGAGAGCAGAGCCGGUGUUUGAAUGUGUAUGAAUAUGUGAUUAAUGGUUUUUUCGUGAAUGGUGAGGUUGAAAUGGGUUUGAAGUUACAUCAGAGAAUGAUUGAGAGAGGGCUUGCGCUUGAUAUUGUUGCUUGCAAUAAGGUAUUGAAGAGUCUCUGUAAAGGCAAUUGUCUAGAAGUCGCCUCUAAGUACUUUUCUUUGAUAGCUGAGGCAGGUCCAAAGCCAAGUUUGGUGACGUUUAGCACAUUGAUUGACAGGUAUUGUAAGGAGUUUAGAUUUGAGGAGGCAUUUGAUCUUUAUAAUUUUAUGGAAACAAUGGGUCCUGCUCCCGAUCUAAUCACUUAUAGUAUUCUCAUUGAUGGACUCUUCAAGGCGGGGAAGUUGGAGGAAGGAAACCAUCUUCUCUCAGAGGCACUGGAUAGAGGCAUGAAAUUGGAUGUAGUUAUUUUUAGCUCCAUGAUCAACGCAUAUGUAAAGGUUGGAGAUUUAGAAGAGGGGGUUGAAAUAUAUAAUAGAAUGCUAAAAGAAGGUAUCACUCCUAGCACAGUCACUUAUAGCACUCUUAUAAAUGGCCUGUGCCAAAAGGGUCGGCUUCUUGAGGCAUGUAGUAUAUUUGGUUUUAUUGUGAAAAGAGGGAUUGAGCCUUCCGUAUUCACUUAUAGUAGUCUCAUUGAUGGCUUUUGCAAAAUGGGACAUUUGAAAGAUGGUUUUGAUGUCUAUGAGGCUAUGUUAAAGGAGGGCCACACUCCUGAUGUUGUUACUUAUAGUGUGCUCAUAACUGCUCUUAGCAAACAAGGAUGGAUGGUAGAUGCUCUUAAAUUCUUCUAUGAGGCUAUGAAGAGGGGUUUAAGACCUAGCGUUUUUAUUUUCAACAGCUUAAUUGAUGGUUGCUGUAGAUUGAAACAAUUAAAAAAUGCUGUAAAGCUAUACAUCCAUAUGGAUAUGUAUAAUGUAGUUCCGGACAUAGCUUCUUAUACUGUGCUUAUCAAAGGGAUCAGUGAGAUAGGGAGACCAGGUGAGGCAUUACUUCUUUUCUUCCAGAUGCUGAAGAGAGGGUUCUCCCCGGAUGCUGUAAUAUAUUCUACUCUCAUUGAUGGAUUCUGCAAACAGAAGAAUCCAACAACUGGAUUACAGAUUUUUGAGCUGAUGCUUAACAGUGAAGUAAAUCCUGAUGUUACCAUUUACAAUGUUCUCAUUAACAUGCUUUUUAAGGAAGGUCGCUCGCAAGAUGCAUUGGGAUUUUUCAGGAAGAUUUGUGCAGGCAGACCAGAACCUGAUAUUGUGACAUACAACACUGUUAUUUGUGGUUAUUGCUCUUUGAAAAUGUUGAAUGAAGCUGUUAAACUUUAUGAAGGACUGCGAUAUGAACAGAUCAAACCUAAUGUCAUCACUUUUUCAAUUCUAAUUGAUGCUUUUUGUAAAGAAGGCAGGAUGGAUGAUGCAAUGUUGCUAUUCUCCGAUAUGCUGGAAAAAGGUCCAGAACCUAAUGUGGUCACUUACAGUUCUUUAAUUGAUGGCUAUUUCAAAUCGAAUGAUAUGAAAAAUGCUUUUGAGCUUCACGAAGAGAUGCUUCAUAACCAUCUCUCCCCAAAUAUGGUUAGUUACAGUAUCCUGAUUGACGGUCUUUGCAAAAGAGGUCUUGUGGAAGAAGCUUCUGUUAUCUUCAAUCAUGCAUUAUCCAGGCGUUUAUUGCCUGAUGUGGUAGCAUAUGGUAUUCUGAUUCGUGGUUACUGCAAGGUUGGAAGAUUGGUGGAUGCUAUCACCUUUUAUAACCGUAUGCUGGGAGAUGGCAUAAAGCCAGAUAGUUUAAUACAAGCUACACUUGCAGAGUAUCAUCUUAAAAAUAGUUAAAAAAAAUUGAACCAGUGCGUGCAAAGUUUUAAGUGCAAUUGAGAUGACAAUGCUAUGAUGGAUUUAUGGUUAUACAAGAAAAGAUAGAAUUAGGAAUGAGAUUAUCUAUAUUAAGGUUGGAAUGGUGCUUGUUGAAGAAAAGUUCAAUUAAGAUGGGUUCGAACAUGUACCUGUAAAAUAAGUGGAUGGAAUGGAAGCAGUUUGUGGUUAAAAAAAAGGAAGAGGAAGACCAAAUAAAAUCUAGUUAACAUGAGAUAUAAUGGUUUUGCAGAAGAUAUGUUCAUGGCUAAACAUGGUUGGAGAGUUGAUUUGAUUCUACUUGGUGGAACUAAAGGCUGUGCCUAGGGAGAGAGGGGAUGAAUUCUUUUGCAGUUGGCCAAUAAUUGAUUCAAACUGAGAAAUGAGUACAUCUUUUACUCUUUCUUUGCUUCAUACCGUUAAGUAUCUUCGCAAACCCAUCAUUGCUUUGCUGAUUUUCGUGUUUGUACAUCUCUGUCUGCAUGUAUCUUUGUAGGUAAAAUCGGACUGUUUAUGUAAAAGAUAUAUAGAUACAUGGUAUUGUCCAUAGCAAAUUUGUUUAAAUAUGACCUUUUGGAUGUAUUGCUUCAUCAUAUACAAGUCCAUAAUAUUUGAUGUAUAUUUUCUUGCACAACACAUGAUCUGUCUAUUUA
Diospyros lotus (date-plum) is the source of this 3271-nucleotide messenger RNA. RefSeq names its product putative pentatricopeptide repeat-containing protein At1g31840. Lineage: Eukaryota; Viridiplantae; Streptophyta; Magnoliopsida; Ericales; Ebenaceae. Gene Ontology annotation, molecular function: protein binding. The transcript has a single exon. Bases 84 to 2600 code for a protein of 838 amino acids. The record is from RefSeq and is a predicted model, not a curated record.